AUGCCUCAGGUUCCAACUGAUAGUGGAACGCAGUCGAGUGAGGCAGUAAUUCCAGAGACGAUCAAUGCGGCUUUAGGACAAUUACAUUUGGACGAUCUGGAAGAGACCAAAAAUGUUGGUUCAGCUGAGUUGCAGCAUGGGGAGGAUUCUGCUGCUAGUGGUCCUAACGGUGUGCAUUUACAGCCCAAUGGGAUAUUUCAACCUCCUCCACAUCCUCAGAUGAUAAAUCCGUUCCUUCCAUAUCCUUUGAUGCACAUUCCUCAUAAUGGGUUUUUCCCUCCAGGGGAUGGGACUAUGGUUCCGUUGGAUUCCAGCGCGGCAGGUGAUUUUAGCAACCCUAUGGUACCUACUCCUCCACAAACGUCCGGUCUCGAGAUUGUUCCUGAACCCUUGUGGUCAGCUAGUCAGGACUAUCAGUUUAUGCAUAGUUCCUCAUUUGCCGAUGCAACCGCGACCAAAACGGCGGUCGCAGCAGCAACUAGCAUCGAGGAUGAAGAACAUUUGCCACCCAAUGAACCUGGAGUGGCUCAUAGAAGGCAGACUUUUCACAGUAUUACCAAUACUGAAUUGCUUGGAGGUAUUCACACAGCCCCAUUGACAAAAGCAGACCCCACCGAUGAUGACUCUAAGACGGCAAAUGACGCCAAAGGUGGAGAACUGGUUGAUACGAGUUACCCACAAGCUGCAUACCCUUAUGGAGGCCCCUUGCUACAACCAAACCCAGUUCUUUCUGGACACAUUCCAUCUGUAGCGGGUCCAAACUACAGUAUUCCAUCACCUUUCCCUGGAUAUGGGUUUACUUCUCCAUUUUCUCCCAUUCCUGGGACUUCGCCACUUACUGCUUCUCAGCAUAUGAAUGGUCUUCAACUUCCUAACGGCAAUGUUUCACCAUCUCCAAUGGACGGUAAUAAUGGUUGGAUGUAUCCCCCUCCAGGAAAUCAUCCAUUUCCUACCCAUAUGGUACCUCAUCAUCAGAUGCUAGCUGCUCCAAAUGGUAGUCCACAUUAUCACACUAGCACUCGUUCUCGUAAUGGUCAGGGUGGAAAACGGAACAACCCCAGUAAUACUUCCCAUAACAAUGGGAAUAUUCGUAAUGGAGCUGAAAGCAACAAGUUCCGUGGCGGUCACAACCACCACCACCAUCAUCACCACCACCAUCAUCACCACAACAGUAGGUCUGAUGAUGUAGCUCGCUAUGCUGAUGCUAAAUUAGAAGAAUAUAUUGGAAAAAUUUACUCUUUAUGCAAAGACCAACACGGUUGCCGUUUCCUACAGAGGCAGUUGGAUAUUGGUGGUUCGGAAGCGGCCACUUCUAUCUUUGAAGAAACCAAUCAAUAUGUUGUAGAACUGAUGACAGACUCUUUUGGUAACUAUUUGAUUCAGAAACUAGUUGAAAGGGUAACUGAGGAACAAAGGAUCACUUUGGUUAAAUCGUCUGCUCCUCGGUUUGUCUCCAUAGCUCUGGACCCACAUGGAACCAGGGCGUUGCAGAAACUAGUCGAAUGCAUCGAUACUGAAGUGGAAUCGCAAACUAUUAUCAGUUCUUUAAGAGACUCUGUGGUUGAGUUAAGCAGAGACUUAAAUGGUAACCAUGUUGUCCAAAAAUGUCUUCAAAGGUUAUCUUCUGCAGAAUCUCAAUUUAUCUUCGAUGCGGCAUGCAAGGAAUGUGUUAAAAUUGCUACUCAUAGGCAUGGAUGUUGUGUAUUGCAGCGCUGUUUGGAUCAUGGAAACAAAGAACAACGCAAACAGCUGUGCGACAAUAUCUUGGACAAUGUUAACUUACUAACUUUAGAUCCCUUUGGAAAUUAUGUUGUCCAGUACAUAUUAACAAAAGAAUCAGAGCUUGGAUCCAAUCACCGUCAUACGCAUGAAAUAGUCAAUAUAUUAAAGCCAAGAAUUAUUGAAUUAUCUCUACACAAAUUUGGUUCUAAUGUGGUUGAAAAAAUCCUGCGGACUCCUAUUGUCGCAGAAAUUAUGAUCGCUGAGUUAUUAAAUACUGGUGCUAGUCAUGGUAUAGAACAGUUAUUGCACGAUGGAUUUGGAAAUUAUGUCUUGCAAACUGCAUUAGAUGUUGCAAAACCUGCAAAUUCUUAUCUUUACAAUCGUUUAACGGAAAUUUUGAAACCAAUGUUAAUUGGUCCUAUCAGGAAUACACCUCAUGGUAGAAGAAUCAUGAGCAUAGUGCAAAUCGAAUAA
Eremothecium cymbalariae DBVPG#7215 is the source of this 2196-nucleotide messenger RNA. RefSeq names its product Puf4p (gene PUF4). NCBI's taxonomy places the organism in Eukaryota, Fungi, Ascomycota, Saccharomycetes, Saccharomycetales, Saccharomycetaceae. Gene Ontology annotation, cellular component: cytoplasm. Gene Ontology annotation, molecular function: mRNA binding. Gene Ontology annotation, biological process: post-transcriptional regulation of gene expression. The record is from RefSeq and is a predicted model, not a curated record. The coding region runs from base 1 to 2196 and encodes 731 amino acids. The transcript has a single exon.